AUGGACCUGGCGAGCCGAAGCAAUCUCGAGGCGAGCGGCAGGGAUGAUGCCUGUGUUGUGGCAAACGUGCUGGCACCGCCGCCAAAGGUCGAUGCCGCCGGAGGAAAUGUGAUGGAGGCCGACCACGGCGCCGCGGACGACGAUCACGGCUUCGAAUCUCGCUCAGAGCAGCCGCUGGCCUCGUGCUGUGUGGACACGCGUCGUUACCCGGACAGCUGGCGACAUACACGGCCGCGGCGCUAUGCCUUUGAACGACCGCUGCACUCCUACCAGAUUGCCGGCCAGAUGUACUGCCUGGUGGUCAUCAUAUUGUUUUGGUCUAGCGUGUUUGCAGCCUACGUACUGCUCUACACCCAGGACAAGCAGGACUGCCUGGCUGAGCUCGUGGCGUUCGCGACGCUCUUUGGAGCGGGCGUCGUGUGCGUGUACAUCUUCUUUUUCUGGCUCUCUUUCAAGGACUGCACGGACCGCAGCAACUCGGGUGAGCUGUGCAUGUUCUGCCGCCGUCGCACGCAUGUGGACUCCAAGCACUGCAAGGCGUGCAACAAGUGCGUGGAGGGAUUCGACCACCACUGCAAGUGGCUGAACGUGUGCGUCGGGAGGGAGAACUACAUCGCGUUUUUCUGCUUCGUGAGCGGAAGCGUGUUCACCAGCUUCACGGCUCUUGGCAGCGUCAUCUGCUUGCUUGCGCGGUGGUGGCAUGUUCUCGCGGAGCGCCACAGCGCCUACUUUCGCGCGGGCCCGGUUGUGCUGUGCUUCGUGCUCCUCGUCGGCAUCGUUCCCAUUCUGCACUUGUUCGGAUUUCACAUCUACUUACAUUUUAUACUGAGGACAACAACGUAUCAGCACAUUGUAGGCAAGCGCGAGGAGACCUUCCAGAUCCCGGCCGAGGGGGCAGCCUCAACGAAGACAAGCUGUUGCUGCUGCUAG
This is a messenger RNA of Leishmania major strain Friedlin, 930 nucleotides long. Its product is annotated as putative zinc finger domain protein. Gene Ontology annotation, cellular component: endoplasmic reticulum; Golgi apparatus. Gene Ontology annotation, biological process: peptidyl-L-cysteine S-palmitoylation; protein targeting to membrane. Bases 1 to 930 code for a protein of 309 amino acids. Gene Ontology annotation, molecular function: protein-cysteine S-palmitoyltransferase activity. The record is from RefSeq and is a predicted model, not a curated record. The transcript has a single exon. Lineage: Eukaryota; Euglenozoa; Kinetoplastea; Trypanosomatida; Trypanosomatidae.